Messenger RNA from Tripterygium wilfordii, 1967 nucleotides. RefSeq names its product chloroplast envelope membrane protein. The transcript is spliced from 7 exons. Gene Ontology annotation, cellular component: membrane. Lineage: Eukaryota; Viridiplantae; Streptophyta; Magnoliopsida; Celastrales; Celastraceae. The record is from RefSeq and is a predicted model, not a curated record. Bases 395 to 1675 code for a protein of 426 amino acids.
AUAAACCAUCUGAAAGAGUGAAUGCUCUUUCUCCCGUCUUUCCUUUUCCCUACGAGUUUCUCGAGGUUUCAACACUCUCCAAGAGGAAUCUCAGCGUUUCCAGGACAAUUCGGUAGCGAAAAUUGGGCCAUUUUUGGGGGUAACAAGCAUUUUGGAUGACUGGGUAUUUGAUUAAUCUCUCAUUUAUUGUGAAUUCUGUGCUUUAGUUUUGAAUUAUUAAGAGAAAUUUGGGGUUUGAACUACAUCUAUGUUCCGCUGUGUGAGGAAGUUAUAGUUUGCUGAACAUUUUGGGAAAGUAUGUUUUUUGUCAUGAAUGAAUUUUGUGCUGGUUUUCUAAGUGGAUUUUGGAGUGCUUUAUUGAAUUGAGACGCCUGAAAAAUGUUGGGUUUUGUUCAUGUUCUUGAUGAGCACUUCAUUGGUCUUGUGUGACAACUUAAUCUUCACCAACCAAAAACCACGUGGAGGCUCUUUGAAUUCACACAAUUUGUCGAAUCUUUUAGUUCACUUGAGUUGUAAUCGACGGAGGCUUUAUGGAAUUGUUCCAAAUGCAAGAAAGAAGAACAAUAAACAUUCUACGAGAAGUUGGUGGCAGAGGUUCUUCUUUGAUGAGGAUGGUAAUUGGCUUGGUUUAAAGGACGAUGACAUGCACGACGAAGAGGUGGAGAGCUCAAGUGAUGAGGAGUUGUCAGAGAGUGAGAAGUUUGAGGCGUGGAAGAGGAGGGCAGAGGCCAUUGUGGAGUUGAGGGAAGCACAAGAAGAUAUGAUGAAUGAGGAGAGUCGGAGGUGGGAAGAUUGGGUCAUGGAUGAUCCUGGAAAUGGUUCUUGGUGGAGUCAAGAUUGGGACACUGGAAAUGACGAAUUGAGGGAAGACCUACCUCCCACUGAGAUAAUUCGAGAGAAAGGAUUCAUUGAGUCUGUGAGCAAUUUCGUUCUUGGUAGGGAGGAGGAUGAUAUGCUCUAUGAAGAUCGUGUCUUCCGGUACGCCUCAAUAAACUCGGCUAAAUUCUUGGCAGUGUUGAUACUUUUACCGUGGGCCUUAGACUUUGCAGUUCAUGACUAUGUUCUCAUGCCGUUUUUGGACAGAUAUGUGAAGACUGUACCACUUGCUGCACAGAUGCUUGAUGUCCGAAGAAAUCAAAAGCUUCAAAUGGUCAAGGACUUAAAACUUGAAAAAUCAAGGUUACAAUUUGAGGUAGAGAUUGGGAAAUCUCCACCUCUUUCUGACGAAGAGGUCUGGUGGGAGUUACGGCAUAAAGCGCUAGAGUUGCGAGAAGAGUGGAGGUUAGAAAAUCGUAGAGCAUUUGCUAACAUAUGGUCGGAUAUGGUAUUUGGGAUCUCAUUGUUCAUUCUUUUGUACUUCAAUCAGAACCAGGUAGCUUUGCUGAAAUUUACAGGUUAUAAGAUUAUUAAUAAUAUUUCAGACACUGGGAAGGCGUUUCUCAUCAUACUUAUCACAGACAUUUUUCUAGGCUACCAUUCAGAAUCAGGCUGGCAGACUUUGUUGGAGGUGCUUGUUGAGCACUAUGGGCUACAAGUGGAUCAAGCCGCUAUUACAAUUUUUGUUUGCUUGAUUCCAGUUAUAAUGGAUGCAUGUGUCAAGCUUUGGAUGUUCAAAUUCCUUCCGAAGUUAUCCCCAAAGGUGGCGAAUAUAUUUCGCGAAAUGAAGCGUCACUAGUGAGUUUUUUUGCUCCGGUACCAUGCCAUCCGAGAUGAUACCAGGCAAGGAAGUAUUUCUCACAACCAUUACAUAUUUCUCACAAACAUUACAUUCUUUUACCACCUAUCGUAAAGGAAUAUCCAAUUUUGCAAUUACAACAAAACAUGCAUUUUUCGUGGGGUUGGUCAGGUUUACCAAAUAACAAUAGCUUAAAGGAACUUACCAUGAUGUUGUUACUUGUAAUAAAAGAUCAUGACUAUGAGUUUUCAUUAAGAGUCACAGGUUGCAUGAUACAGCGUAGUGAAAUCUA